AUGAACCCAAAGGCGAAGGGUCCGGAGCGGCGCAGAAGGAAGCACGAGCUCUACGUGCACUGGAGCAAACGGCGACCUGAAGGGACCUGCAGACAAAAACCGCCGCAGGAUUUGGAGUGCACAGGACGAAAGCUUUCGAGGCAUGGGGACUGUCUACGAGUCUGCACCUACAACUGUCGCACCAUUGCCUCGAUAGCCGACCAAACCAUAUUACUGGAGGCUAGUAAAAGACUUCGUUUCGAUGUCAUCGCUCUCCAGGAAACAAAAGCAAAAGAAACAGCUACCAGGAAGACCAACGAUGGCCACCUAAUUGUUCUCGGAGCCAAACUGAGCGGAAGAAAUGUCGGUGGUGUUGGAUUCCUCGUCCACCAUCGGCUCGAGCACAUGGUCGAUUCAGUCGAAGUGAUCGGCCCGCGACUGGCCAUCCUACGUCUACGCAUCGACAAGCGCACUUUCGUUAGUAUUAUCAACUGCUAUGCACCGACGUCAGCAGCUACGGACGAAGAAAAGGACGCGUUCUACAAGGAAUUGGAGGAGAUGAUAAAAAGGGAACGGUCCUACUACAAAUAUGUUGUCGGAGACUUUAACGCAGUCAUCCAUGAGGAAAUGCGCAUUGGGCCACACGGAACCGGAGAAACAAACGAGAACGGCGAACGUUUGAUGGACCUCUUAGAGCAAUGCAAUCUCUUUCACGGAAACAGCUUCUUCACGAAAAAAGAGGAUCGGCGAUGG
Messenger RNA from Cooperia oncophora, 732 nucleotides. Lineage: Eukaryota; Metazoa; Nematoda; Chromadorea; Rhabditida; Trichostrongylidae. The record is from the annotation of a GenBank genome assembly.